AUGCCUGGAGAACAAGACAUCAUCCGUACUUGUGGCAUGCUGGCGGCCGAGGUACCCAGCAUGGAGACUCUUCCACUGUACGGAUCUCUCCCAAAACAAUUGCAGGAUCGCAUCUACCAUAAGUCCAGCAAUGGCAAAUGCAUCGUCAGCACGAAUAUCGCUGAAACUUCGUUGACUAUACCAAAUCUGGUUUUUGUCAUCGACUCGGGCCUGGCAAAGGAAAUGCUUUGGAAUCCGCGUGUACGCAUGAAUCAACUUCUGCGUGUGCCUAUCUCCCGCUUUUCUGCUGAUCAGCGCAAGGGUAGGGCAGGUCGUAUCUCUGACGGAGUAUGUAUCCGCUUGUACACGCAGAGUGCAUUUCAGACAGAGUUCCGGCAGUCUACCAUGCCCGCGAUACGAAGCUCUAGAAUGGAGUCUGAGGUAUUGGCUCUGCUUUGCGCCGGCCAUCGAAACCUGCUUGGUCUGGACUUUUUAGAUUCUCCGGACCCUGAAAAUAUUGCCAGCGCCAUCCGAGAGCUGCUAGACUUGCGCCUCAUUACCGGCAGUGAUCAGGUCAAUGAGACCGGUCAAGUCAUGCUCCCACGCCUUUCGCCCACGGUAGAUGGGCGGCUCGCCGUGCAAUUUCCUAUUGCACCAGUGAUGUUCAGAGUUUUGGAGUCAGCCGCAAGGCUUGAGUGUCUGGAAGAGAUGUGCGCAAUAGUCGCUGCAUCUAGCCAACAGAACCCCAUUUGGGUGCGCCCUACGGAGUUCGCCGAUGCCGCUGACCUGCACGGCCCUGCCCUGUUCGCUCAUCCAUUGUCGGACCACAUCACGAGCCUCAACGCUGUGCAGGCGUAUGCCAAGGCAUUCAUGGAAAAGAAGGUGGACCUCAACGAAUGGUGCCUUGAGAACUUCCUUUCGCGAGCCGCCCUCGACAGUGUUUGCACGCUUCGCAACCGGCUCAUCAAACUUGCCGAGAAGAGAUGGCCUGGCUGCAUCCCGACAGUCGCAGACGACAUUAGUGCUGAUGAGUACCAUGUUCGCAUCAGGAAGGCCUUGGCCAUUGGUCUCUGUACACAAUCGGCCGUGAAAAAGAUCAAAACAGAUCUGCACAUGACGGUCAACUACAACAAGGGCGGCAUCAUAUCUGCAGAGAGCAGCGUCCUUUACCAUGGAUACGACUUGUCCAGCAUGCCAAUCAACAGGGCAAGCAAUGGUUUUCCGGCCUACCAAUGGAUUGUCUACGACGAAUUCGUCAGUGUGGCCGGAAAGCCGACGUUUAGUAACGUGACGGUUAUUGAACCUGAGUGGGUCUGUAAUGAAGAGUUCAUGUCUCGGGACCGCGCUACCAAGAAGUAUAAUGGUCAACUCAAGCAGCCCAAGAUCCAAGCCAAUCUUGCAGCGGCUCGACAGUCAAUGGCCGACACAGCAGCAGCCACAGCAUCAAUGACGCAAGUCACGAUAUAG
Messenger RNA from Pestalotiopsis fici W106-1, 1446 nucleotides. RefSeq lists its product as uncharacterized. Lineage: Eukaryota; Fungi; Ascomycota; Sordariomycetes; Amphisphaeriales; Sporocadaceae. Gene Ontology annotation, cellular component: intracellular anatomical structure. Gene Ontology annotation, molecular function: RNA binding. The transcript has 3 exons. The coding region runs from base 1 to 1446 and encodes 481 amino acids. The record is from RefSeq and is a predicted model, not a curated record.